GGUUUCAGUGCCCUCAAAUAGCGUCAGUGUGUAGUAGAGGAGCUGCAGAACGGCGUCUACUGCAUCUUCUUCUGCCGCGGGAUUCUCCUUCUCCGGCGACUGCUUUCGAUACAAUGCCGUACGUCAAAACCCAGAAGACAAAGGCUUACUUCAAGCGAUUUCAAGUGAAGUUUAAGAGAAGGAGAGAGGGAAAGACUGACUAUAGGGCUAGGAUUCGCCUGAUCAAUCAGGAUAAGAACAAGUACAACACUCCGAAAUACCGAUUUGUUGUGCGAUUUACCAACAAGGAUAUAAUUGCCCAAAUUGUAUCUUCUAGCAUUGCUGGUGACCAUGUCCUAUCUGCUGCUUACUCACAUGAACUCCCUCGUUAUGGCCUGAAAGUUGGCCUCACCAACUAUGCUGCUGCAUAUUGCACUGGACUUCUUCUGGCUCGUAGAGUUCUGCAGAAGCUUGAUUUGGACAAAGAGUAUGAAGGAAAUACUGAGGCAACUGGUGAGGACUACUCUGUUGAACCCGAGGAAAGGAGGCCCUUCCGUGCCCUCCUUGAUGUUGGCCUUUUGAGAACCACAACUGGAAACCGUGUUUUUGGUGCACUGAAGGGAGCUUUGGAUGGCGGACUUGACAUCCCCCACAGCGAGAAGAGGUUUGCAGGAUUUAGCAAGGAUAGCAAACAGCUUGAUGCUGAAGUGCACAGGAAGUACAUUUACGGUGGUCAUGUUGCCUCUUACAUGAAUACCUUGAUGGAGGAUGAGCCUGAGAAGUACCAAUCUCACUUCAGUGAAUACAUUAAAAAUGGUGUUGAGCCGGAUAACAUUGAGGCGAUGUACAAGCAGGUUCAUGCUGCCAUUCGUGCAGAUCCCUCGCAGAAGAAAUCCGAGAAACCUGCUCCGAAGGAGCAUAAGAGAUUCAACCUUAAGAAGCUAACUUACGAGGAGAGAAAGGCCCGUUUGAUCCAGAGGUUGAAUGCCCUGAAUUCUGCUGCUGGUGGAAAUGACGAGGAUGACGAUGAUGAUGAGGACGAGGAUGAUGAGUAAGAAUCAUAAUUGGAUAUGAAUUUGUGUCAAUUUUGAGCUAUAGCACUAGUUUUUUACUUAAUGAAAACAUCUGAGAGGCCAUUAUGAUAUGUGGUAAUGUUUGGAAUGGGGACAAGUUAGGUUGUGGAUUUUAUUUUUAUGGUUUCGUUUGGAAGCUCAACUUCAAAUUAUAUUUUGCCUUUUGCCGAGUA
Molecule: messenger RNA, 1225 nt
Organism: Andrographis paniculata
Lineage: Eukaryota; Viridiplantae; Streptophyta; Magnoliopsida; Lamiales; Acanthaceae
Product: 60S ribosomal protein L5-like
Exons: 9
Coding region: 114-1034 (306 amino acids)
Biological process (GO): translation; ribosomal large subunit assembly
Cellular component (GO): ribosome; cytosolic large ribosomal subunit
Molecular function (GO): structural constituent of ribosome; 5S rRNA binding
Source: RefSeq, a predicted model, not a curated record